AUAAACUAAUUUAGAAAGGUUUUGAUGUUAAAAAAAAAAAAAAAAAAAUAUUCCUCCAAAUUCUUUCCCGUUCCCUUCCCACGAUUUUAACAACGCAAACGGCCUUAUCCACCAACGGCGGCCGCUGAACUGAAUCACACCUAACUAAUUUACCUUCUUCAGCUCCUUUAUUUCUCUUUUUUUUAAAAAAAAAAAAAAAAAACAAAAAAGGAGAAAACUAUGAAACUUUCUUCUUCUUCUUCUUCUGGUUGUUGUUUCUUUAAAACCGCUCAAAUCUCACACGUCAUAGCUCCAUUUCGAGGCCUCAAUUUCAAUCCCUUAUCCCCAAAUCAGAAUUCCCUCGCUUUCCUCACGCUCUGCAACUCUAAUUCCAUUUCUCUCACUUCUCACUCCAACCGGCAGCUCCGAUUCGCCGCGCUUUGCGCUUCUCGAUCGGCCGAGUCAUCUUCUUCGGUCGCCCCCCAAGUGUCCCAACGGAUCUGUUCCGAGGAAGUAGGGGAGGAUGAAGUAUCGCAGAGUCGAUGGAAUGUGGAAGUGGGAAAACCAAGCAUUCCAAACCCUUCGGUGGCCAAGUUGAGCUUCAGCGACAAGGCUUUCUUUCUUUUGGCGUUCAUCGCCUGCACGACUUCUGUGGCAUUUACAAGCCUUGUAAUUGCAGCUGUGCCGACCCUAUAUGCAAUGGGGAGAGCUGCAACAUCACUUUCAAAGCUAGCAGAUACAGCUCGUGAGGAACUCCCCAGCACAAUGGCAGCCAUUAGGCUUUCAGGCAUGGAAAUUAGUGAUCUGACACUAGAGCUAAGUGACCUAAGCCAAGAGAUAACUGAUGGGGUCAACAAAUCUGCUCAAGCAGUGCAAGCAGCAGAAGCUGGAAUUCGACAGAUUGGUACACUAGCCCGGCAACAGACCAUCUGUAUGUUUAAGCUGUAUCAGCUUGUUCGGUGGAAUAAGACUAAUGCUGUAGUAAUGCUAUACAUCAAAGAAGACAUCCCGUGCUGUUGGCAGGGCAACAAAGACUUUCAUGAAUAUAAUCUCCAGAGGAGAGUUCAGCUCAGAGAAUGAGGAAGAUAGCGGAAUCGAUAGGGUGGAAAUUUGAUUUUUUGCUGGCUAAGCAAACUAUAUUAUUUUUGCUGGAAAUUUGAUUUCUGUGGACAAUAUGAUUUUUGUACAGUUUGUGGUAAAUAGUGUACCAGGUAGAGACAAUCUUGAAUACAAAUGAUAAAUUUUCUGGUGUAA
Messenger RNA from Ziziphus jujuba (common jujube), 1233 nucleotides. RefSeq lists its product as uncharacterized. The record is from RefSeq and is a predicted model, not a curated record. Bases 220 to 1059 code for a protein of 279 amino acids. The transcript has 5 exons. Lineage: Eukaryota; Viridiplantae; Streptophyta; Magnoliopsida; Rosales; Rhamnaceae.